GGCACAUCUUGCUGGUCGUAACCCGGAGGUGGCUGUAGGACAAACAAUGUCGAGUCAGUCCGUGGAAACUCUUCAGCCAGUGGUGGAAGUCCAGCAGCAGCUUCAGACGUACGAUGGCCUGGACUCAGUUAGUCAGAAGGACGCACACAGCAGUGAAGAUCGCUCCCCGCUACAGUUCACCUGCUAUCCAUGUUCUAGACGCCUCCAGGAGUGUCGUGGUGUGCUCACAGCUGCUGGAUGAGGCAGUGAUGGAGGAGUACUUCGAGGACCUGAAAGAGGAGUACGAGGAGAUCAGACAGGAGCACUACGACUCCCUGAAGGAUCGUCGGUAUCUGUCUCUGUCCCAGGCCAGAGAGAAGGCUUUCCAUGUAGACUGGCUGUCUCUGCCCAGACCAGUGCGUCCUCAGUUCCUGGGCACUCGUGUGUUUGAGUCUUAUGACCUGAACAGUCUGUUGGACUUCAUCGACUGGAAGCCUUUUUUUGAUGUGUGGCAGCUCAGAGGAAAAUACCCCAACAGAGGAUACCCCAAGAUCUUCAACGACAAGACUGUUGGUUCCGAGGCUCGCCGAGUGUUUGAUGAUGCCCAGCGGCUGUUCAACCAGAUUUUUGACAGUAGCAGUCUGAAGGGGAGGGGCCUCGUUGGCUUCUGGCGUGCUCAGAGUGCUGGUGAUGACAUUAAGGUGUACAAAGAUGAUGUGACGGUGUGCAGAGACACCAAACCCAUCGCCACAUUCCAUGGUUUACGGCAGCAGGCGGAGAAGGACAGCCACAGUUCAGAGCCCUACCUGUGUGUGUCAGACUUCAUUGCCCCAGUGGACAGUGAGGUGACAGACUACGUUGGUGUGUUUGCUGUGGGUGUGUUUGGAGCUGAGGAGCUGAGUCAGCAGUUCCAGGCUCAGGGAGACGACUACAACAGCAUCAUGGUCAAAGCUCUGGCUGACCGACUGGCUGAGCCCUGCUUGUCUCCAGCCAGUAGCUCCAGUCUCAUCUCCAUUCGCCCCAGAUUUCCUGAGCCUGCUUCCCUGCCCCUUCUGUUGUCAGUUCCCCCCCAUCUUGUAAGUACCCCUUCUUCGUGUAGUUCUAGUUUAGUGAUCUUCUGUUUUUGAAUUCAUAGUGUUUGUUAGUAGUGGUUUGGUUUAGUUUUGUUUCCCCCCAGUUCAGUUGUCCAGUGUAAUAAAAGCCUUUCCUUAAUUCACAUUUCUGCCAGUCUCUCUGUGUCUGCGCCUGGGUCCCCCCCCCUCCUUAUUUGCCUUUAUUUGAAGAACUCCACACAAUAGUAAAAAACUGAUUUUGAGAAUGGAAUGUCAAACAAAUAAGUACAGUAGUCCCUCGCCAUAUCGCGGUUCACUUUUUGCAGUCUCAUUGUAUCACGGAUUUUUAAUUUGCAUUUGGUAUCACAGAUUUGUCGCUAUAUCACUGAAUUUUGUGGUAUAUAGGUAUUUUUAUAUGUUCAUCACUGUGGUGAGAUGCAUUGAACAUUGCUGGAGGCAAGAUAUCUGCUUUUUAUGCACUUUGCAACUGGCAGAUGCUUUUAUUUUGAGACAUGCAGACUAGUGUUACAGAAAAUGUGGCAGGAAGUCAUCACACUUCACACUCACGGUCCUGACAACAUAACGCUUAACCAAACUAACUAGGCUGACUAAACCACAAAAACACAAUAAAACACAAACACUAUUAACACUGUAACACUAACAUAAACCACAAUAAUGACAUUUAAACCCCCGACACCCCGAACUCCCAUGGUGCACUGCAGAACAACAGUUCAGUCAUAGCGACUGGCUCUGCUAUUGCUACAAUAUUUUAAUUAUUUUUGUGGUAAAAUAAGCAUUUUCUAGCCUAAAAAAAUGAAAACAAUAUAAAAAAAUACAAAAAAUAAUAAUUAAAGCAUAUUAAAAGACAAUUUAAUCUAAAUAAAAUACGUAGCGUACAUCGCAGGGCUCUGAUUGGCUCAGCGACUGUAGCAUCAGUCUCCUCUGUCUCCUAACAUUCAGCAUCUCACCUUGUCCAUUUCACAUAGAUGUCUGAUUGCUGCAUAGUGUUGCUCUGCACUGUUGUGCGAUGGGUUCAUAAAGCCUUAAAAUAUAUUUAAUUAAUAAAAUAAAAUAUGGUUGCUACUUUUUCAGAUUUUUAUCUGUCGCGGGGGGUCUGAAACGUAACCCCCACUAUAGACAAGGGACCACUGUAUAUCUAACAAUAAAACUAAGUGAAAACAUAUUGGUAGACUGAUGCCACUGGUCACUUUGACCAUCUGUGGAGAGUCUAUGGUAUUGGUACAUGGUAAACGAUGGUCUUUGUAUAAUCAGGUAUUUGCAGUGGACUUCAAGCUUUACAUUAUCAGCAGGCAAUGUCCAGACUUUUGAUCCAGGCUUUUGAUUGCCAUCCAUCCAUUUUCUUCCGCUUAUCCGGGGUUGGGUCGUGGAGGCAGCAGAUGAAGCAGGUCGUUCCAGACGUCCCUCCCCCCAACAAAGCUUUCCAGCUCUUCCUGGGGGAUCCCAAGGCAUUCCAAGGCCAGGCGAGAUAUAUAUAAUCCCUCCAGCCAGUUCUGGGUCUACCCCAGGGUCUCCUCCCAGGUGGACGUGUUCGUAAAACCUCUAAAGGAAGUCUCCCUAGAGGCAUCCGAGUCUGAUGUCCAAACCACCUCAAUCCUUUCGAUGCGAAGGAUCAGUGGCUCUACUCCGAGCUCUCUCUGGAUGUCUGACCUUCUCCCCCUAUCUCUAAGGCUGAGCCCAGCCACCCUACAGAGGAAGCUCAUUUCAGCCGCUUGUUUCCGUGAUCUUGUUUAUUCGGUCACUACCCAGAGCUCAUGACCAUAGGUGAGGAUUGGAACAUAGAUGGACUGAUAAAUUGAGAGCUUGGCCUUGUGGCUCAGCUCCCUCUUCACCACGAUGGUUUGAUGCAUCGCCCACAUUACUGCAGCCACCGCACUCAAGAACAAGAUCCCGAGAUACUUGAACUCCUUCACUUGGGGAAGCAACUCCACCCAAACCCUGAGGGAGCAAUCCACCGCUUUCCAGCAGAGAACAUGGCCUCAAACUAGCUUUUGAUUACCGUUUUACAUAUCCAGCAAUAGUGUCAUGAAGUUAGAGACAAACAGGAAGUGAGACAAACGUAAGAACAGGGGGCAUUAUAGUCAGUAGAAUCUAAUCUCAUCAGUAACACAGUUAGAUUCCAAACUGGGACUCGGCCCAGCCCUUAUUGGCCCAAUAUUGGAAUAAAAAUGUAACAUCGGUCAAUAUCGUUAUUGAUUAGGUUUUUUUUUUGCCUAUCAUGACAAACCGAUUAAAUAAUUUACUGGACUCAUAGAGGGAGGAAGAGAGGGACAGUGUGAACUGUUGUUUCAGACAAUUAGAAAAAAAGUUAAUUUUUCCAUAACUAAAGUUGAAGUAGUUUUCGUAUUUUGCACAGACAGUGUUUACAUUUGGAAAGCCUUGUUGCAUUUGAGAAUGCAUCCGAUGGGGCCUCCCAAUAAAAUUAGGCAUGAUGUGUUAAUUCCAUGACAGGAGAUAUGUGAUGUUACCUAAAAUUAGUUAAACAGCCCACAUAUAUUGGUAUCGGUUGAUACCGGAAUUGGAAAUUGGGAGUUGGACAAUAUCGGCAUGAAAUGGCAAAAAAAAUAUUAAAUAAAUAAAUAUUUCUCACUAGAGGAGACCACACAGGUGUAAAAGCACCUUUAUGAUAAGUUAAUCAUUGUGUUUGUUUCUACUGAUAUUUUGGACAUAAUUUGGUCAAUAAUUGUUUCCUUCUACAGGCUCUUGAAGUACACUUUAGGCCUCCAGAUAUUUGAAACUACAACAAAUAAUUUAACUUUUUCCUGUAAAUUCUGCUUUCACAUGGAUGCAGUACUACCAGAGGAGCAGUUCAAUAUAUUACCUGCUAUUCUAAACAUCAUUUCACUCUACUCAGUCAGUAAACAGAAAUAGAACUUCAGAAAAAUAUUUAAAUUCUUGUUAAAUUGAAAAACUGUUGAAUCAGUUCAUACACUACCGUUCAAAAGUUUGGGGUCACUUAGAAAUGUCCUUGUUUUUAAAAGAAAAGUCGUUUUUUUAUUAAUGAAGAUAACACUAAAAAAAUCAUAAAUCCAGUCUAGACAUUGUUAAUGUGGUAAAUGACUAUUCUAGCUGGAAACGGCUGAUUUUUAAUGGAAUAUCUCCAUAGGGGUACAGAGGAACAUUUCCAGCAACCAUCACUCCUGUGUUCUAAUGCUACAUUGUGUUAGCUAAUGGUGUUGAAAGGCUAAUUAAUGAUUAGAAAACCCUUGUGCAGUUAUGUUAGAACAUGAAUAAAAUUGUGAAACUGACUGGAUGACCCCAAACUUUUAAACAGUAGUGUGUAUAUAUAUAUGAUAUAUAUACCGCAUAUCUUAAAGUUUAUUUAUUUCAGCGUACAGAACUAGACACAAUUCAAACUUUAAAAGCUAUAGAGAGAUAUUAAAAUCAGCUGGAAGGCUGCGCCACCAUGUAAAACUGUUGCCGAAACAAUUUAGAAAAUAACCUGAUGAAAACGAAAAAGCUUUGAAUUUCUUGAGGUUGAUGUGUUUCAUAAAAACAAAGAUUAGAAGUGAUUUUUCCAUUUAAUUUGAUCGUAUAAUUUCCAGUGAUACAAUCAGAUGAGUAGUCCUAAGGUCCAGUCUUUAAAUGUUGAUGUUGGAACGCUGGAUUAACCCUUUGCAACUUGCCUGUUUUUCCUGCUCUCUAGUAAAGAGCCAGCUGUUCACACUGAGGUACAACUAUUUCUUGGUGACAUUUAGACUGUACCUUAUAUUCCCAGUGAUGUCCUACACAACAAGGUCCUGAAACAUCUCCAGAGGGGACAAGUGAAAAGGAUUUUUUGUGCUGAAUGCCUGCUGAAAUGUUCCUAUCUUCUAAGCCCUGAUGCUGCAGAGACUGAUCUCACUUUGUAUGGAACUUGAUACUUGAAUGCUUUUUACUUUCUUUCAAGAAAAUGUAAAUUAAUGACGGUGGCAUUGGUGACACUGCAAAACUGUGUUCAGGCAUUAUGUUCUGUCUUUUUUCUGAGUUUAAAGUUGUUCUUCAGUCCUUAAUUAAAACAUUUUAAGAAUUUC
Messenger RNA from Amphiprion ocellaris (clown anemonefish), 5062 nucleotides. RefSeq names its product methionine synthase-like. Gene Ontology annotation, molecular function: methionine synthase activity. The transcript has 8 exons. Bases 114 to 1106 code for a protein of 330 amino acids. NCBI's taxonomy places the organism in Eukaryota, Metazoa, Chordata, Actinopteri, Pomacentridae. The record is from RefSeq and is a predicted model, not a curated record.